Messenger RNA from Aegilops tauschii subsp. strangulata, 2492 nucleotides. RefSeq lists its product as uncharacterized. NCBI's taxonomy places the organism in Eukaryota, Viridiplantae, Streptophyta, Magnoliopsida, Poales, Poaceae. The record is from RefSeq and is a predicted model, not a curated record. Gene Ontology annotation, biological process: protein phosphorylation. Gene Ontology annotation, molecular function: protein serine/threonine kinase activity; ATP binding.
AUGCAUGUUCCUCCACCUCCACCUCCCCCUCCCUGUCAUGGGCCAGAGCCCCUCUCUCUGCUCUGCUCCGCUGCUACAAAAGACGGCAUCAUUUUUUGCCUCCCUCUCCUGCUUGUCCGGCUCCUUUCUUCUCCUCCUGCCCCAUUCCAGCCGAGCCGAGAAGCUGGACACACACAGGAACAAAUAGCUAUGCAGAGGAGGAAGCAUCACAUCCCAAAAUAUCCCACAGGAUAAACAUCUUGAGAUCCCCUCACAAAUCCAGCAAGAACGGCAUUCUCCAAGCUGUCCCUCUUGCUGCUUCACCUACUCCUUUUGCAGUAUUUUCCUAGUUCCUACUAGCAGUCUCCAGUCUAGCAGCACAUCAAGAACCAAGAAAUCCAGCGAAAGGGAUUGAUUCCAUCCUUUUUGCGCCUAUUCAGCACAAGUUACCCAGACAAGAAUCGCUCUUGCAAGAUCUUGUCAGCAAUUUGGCGUCAGCUCGGCGGCCAAUCUCGCGCCGGAGGUUGAGAUUUAGAGGCGGGAGAAGCCUAGUCUCCAGCGAUGGCGGCCGCGCUGGAGUGCUGGUCGGGCCGGCCGAGCACCGACGAGGAGUCCAUGGUGGAGCAGGUUCUCAUGAAGCCCCACGCUCGCUCGGACGGCUCGCUCCCCACCUGCGCCGACUCGGCCGGCGCGGGCGACCCGAUUUCGGGCCCGGCGGCGCCCAAGAAGUGGCAGCGCCUGGGCCGCAACUUCGCCGGCGCCAUCGCGGCAUUCAAGAACACGCUGAACCUGGACAACGGCGGCGUCCCCCGCGACCCCUCGCCGCGCGCCGGCGGCGAGAAGCCGCCGCUCCUCCUCCGCGGCCUCGCGCAGCUCUACUCCCGCGGCGCCGCCGCCCAGCAGCUGCCGGAGAAGCUCGUUUCUGACCUCCGCCGCCACUUCGAUGCUCUUCCCAACAGCUACGCGCAGGCAGGAUUUGACAUGAAAGAUGUCCUCUUGCACGCCCGCCUUGUAGAGCAGGCGGCCGGUGACGAUCAGCCUGCACUGAGCAUCGAGGAAGUUCAUGGCAGCAAUGGCAGAGAAAGUGGUGCCGAGGGCACUGUAUUUCAGCUCACUUUUGCCUGCAAUGCCCCACUUUCAUGGCAGUCAAUGUCAGGCUCACUCGACAGCCCAUUGUUCAGUUGCAAGAAGAUCCAGAUCUUCGAGAAGAGAGGAUUGACACUUGGUGCUGUCCUGAUAAUUGUGCAAUCCGGGAGCGAGGAGCUCUUCAAGAGCCGUGUCGAGGCUGCCCUAAAAUCGGCAACAAAGAAGCAUCGGAAGAACAGUGGCGGCGGUGGCGGCGGUGUGAAGCUCCCCUUCGGGCUCUGCGGCUGCCAGGAAGAAGGAUCACGCAACUUCGACGAGGAGUCCAUGUUUGAUCCCGAGGAUGGUCAGGUUCUUGACAAUGAGCCUGCACGCAGACCAUACCUUCCCACUCCCCUACCACAGUCAUCAGUGUUUGUUUCAGUAGAUGAGUGGCAGACCGUCCGAUCCGGGGGCGAGGAGCUUGGCCGCUGGAUUGUGAGCUCCGAGGAGAUCGAAUUCGUCGACUGGGUUGGCCAAAACUCGUUCAGGGGAGUCCAUAGAGGAAGGAAGGUUUGGGUUAACAAAAUGAGGGGUUGUAACAUGGGCAGUGCUUACGAUGUCGAGAUCCGUCAGGACUUGCUGCAGCUGAUGAGCUGUGGCCAGAAGAACAUCCUCCAGUUCCAUGGCAUCUGCUUCAAUGAGAGCCAUGGCCUCUGCAUAGUGACCAGGAUGAUGGAAGGAGGCUCAGUUCAUGACAUCAUUAUGCAGAGAAACAAGAGAUUGUCGCUCCGGGACACGAUGAGGAUUGCUCUUGAUGUCGCCGACGGCUUGGCGUUCAUGAACGGCUACGGCAUUGCCUACCGUGAUCUUAACGCACGAAGGAUCCUACUAGACAGACAGGGAAAUGCCUGCCUUGGGGAUAUGGGCAUUGUUACCCCUUGUAAUAAUGCUGGCGAGGUUACUGAGUACGAGACAUCUGGGUAUCGCUGGCUAGCUCCGGAGAUCAUUGCUGGAGAUCCAGAAAGCGUAUCGGAGACCUGCAUGAGCAACGUCUACAGCUACGGGAUGGUUCUCUGGGAGAUGGUGACCGGCGAGGAGGCCUACUCGACGUACUCGCCGGUGCAGGCGGCGGUGGGGAUCGCGGCGUGCGGGCUGAGGCCGGAGAUACCGAGGGACUGCCCGCCUUUCCUGAGGUCGCUGAUGAGCCGGUGCUGGGACAAUUGCCCUCUGAAGCGCCCUCAGUUCUCGGAGAUCAUAUCCACCCUGCAAAAGCAGAGCAUGAGAUAGUUUUUUUCUUCUUUCUUCUUUCUUUCCUUUUUUACCAUUAUAAAUUAUGUUAUAGUAGUAUAUGUGCUAUGUUUGGCUGAGUGCCCAGAGAUGCAGGAGACUGCAUAUGAGAUGAGAUGAGAUGAAAAAAAAGUAUAAUAUAUGUGCAAAGGCUUGAUAUA